Lutra lutra (Eurasian river otter) is the source of this 621-nucleotide messenger RNA. RefSeq names its product galectin 2 (gene LGALS2). The record is from RefSeq and is a predicted model, not a curated record. Gene Ontology annotation, molecular function: carbohydrate binding. Lineage: Eukaryota; Metazoa; Chordata; Mammalia; Carnivora; Mustelidae. The transcript has 5 exons. The coding region runs from base 73 to 465 and encodes 130 amino acids.
CUGGGCCAGGAAGUGCGAUCCUGAGCCCAGGCCUCCAGGAGCCCCUGAGAGCAGCGGCCAGGAGCUGCCACCAUGUCGGGAAAAUUUGAGAUAACGAACAUGGACAUGAAGUUGGGGACAACCCUGAAGAUCAAGGGCAAGAUUGCCAGUGAUGCUGAUGGAUUUGUGAUCAAUCUGGGCCAGGAGUCAGAGAAGCUCAACCUGCAUUUCAACCCACGCUUCAGUGAGUCCACUAUCGUCUGCAACUCGAGGGAUGGCAGCUGGGGGCAGGAGCAACGGGAAGGUCACAUGUGCUUCAGCCCCGGGUCAGAGGUCAAGAUCACCGUGACCUUUGGGAAUGAUGGAUUCGAAGUGAACCUGCCAGAUGGGCACCAGCUGACCUUUCCUAACAGGCUGGGCCACAGCCACCUGAGCUACCUGAGCGUGCUGGACGGGCUGAGCGUCUCCUCCUUCAAGAUCGACUAAGGGGACAGCACCUCCCUGGAGUGAAGACCCCGGGUGCAGAUGCCCUCUCCCAGGCUUCUCUACCCACUCACACAGGACCAGUGGUUCCUGCCCCUGGGACCCUCCUCUACUCCCCUGAGGCUAAGAACCAACAAAAGAACCUGUCUUUAGCCAGUC